Molecule: messenger RNA, 1796 nt
Organism: Fukomys damarensis (Damara mole-rat)
Lineage: Eukaryota; Metazoa; Chordata; Mammalia; Rodentia; Bathyergidae
Gene: Sla2
Product: Src like adaptor 2
Exons: 8
Coding region: 543-1373 (276 amino acids)
Molecular function (GO): protein binding
Source: RefSeq, a predicted model, not a curated record
AUUACUAUGGUUAGGUCCACAAAGGAAACUCCUAUUCAUAUUCCUUUAUUGUGUUGCUGGGAUCAGACCAAGCCACAAAAGCCAGAACCACCUCCUCCAGGAUCAGGAUGAGAUGGCAGCUGCUCCCCUCAGAAACAGGAACUUGGGCACGGUGGCUCCUCGGUUCUUUGUGAUGCCGUCAGAGGAAGCGGGUGGUUGUGAGAACCACAGAGUCUGCAGAUGAAGCCAGCACUCCAAGCACCUGCACCUGUGUCUGACAGAGCUCGGAGCCCUGGACCUUCUUCCCUGGUUGGCUGUGCUGGGGAGGGUCGCUAAGUCUGAGAUCACUAAGGAGCACUGGGCUUCUGCACCAACCCCAAUGUGCUGCUGACCACAGACAGAUGCUGAGCUUCCCAAGCCAUCUCCAACUCUGAAGAUCCUCCAAAAGGCCCUAACAGGUCCAGCUGAAGCGUGUGUUUUAGCUGCAUGUCCUCCCCAGUCCUCUGACUACAAGAAACCAAUUCCCCUCAGCAAUGUGCUUCUGAGAGUUCAGCUGAGGAGUGAUGGGAAGUCUGCCCAGCAGAAGGAAAACCCUGCCGAGCCCAAGCGUGAGCCCCUGUGUCCAAGGCCAGGGACCUGAGCCCUUGAGAGCCGAGAGAUGCCAGCCCACAGCUGUGGCCCUGGGCAGUUUCCCAGCAGGCGGGCAGGCUGAGCUGUCUCUGAGACUGGGGGAGCCAUUGACCGUCGUCUCUGAGGAUGGAGACUGGUGGACGGUGCUAUCACAAGUCUCCGGCAGAGAGUACAGUGUCCCCAACAUGCAUGUGGCCAAAGUCUCCCACGGGUGGCUGUAUGAGGGCCUGAGCCGGGAGAAAGCUGAGGAACUGCUACUGCUGCCUGGGAACCCAGGAGGGGCCUUCCUCAUCCGGGAGAGCCAGACCAGGAGAGGCUGCUACUCCCUGUCAGUCCGACUCAGCCGCCCUGCAUCUUGGGACCAGAUCAGACACUACAGGAUCCAGCGCCUCGAUAAUGGCUGGCUGUACAUCUCCCCUCGCCUCACCUUCCCCUCACUCCAGGACCUGGUGGACCAUUACUCUGAGCUGGCAGAUGACAUAUGCUGCCUCCUCAAGGAGCCCUGUGCCCUACAGAGGUGCAGCCCACACCCUGUCAAGGACAUACCCCUACCUGUGACUGUGCAGAGGACAUCGCUCAACUGGAAAGAACUGGACAGCUCCCUCUUGUUUUCCGAAGCACCUACCACGGGAGAGUCAUCUCUUCUCAGCGAGGGGCUCCGGGAGUCCCUCAGCUCCUACAUCAGCCUGACCGAGGAUGUCUCCUCGGAUGAUGCCAAGGUCAAAAGCAGAGGUCGGAAGGGGAGACAAAGCUGUAGCACCUAGCCCAACUUUGCUCAAGCUGAGCACUCUGGAAGAAAGGCUGUGCAUGCAAGAGGGGAGGCCUGCGACACAGGUGCAUCCAGGGUUCCACCCGGACCGUCUUCUUGGUCCUAUGAAGUCACUUACCUCCUCCCCUGGCCAUGUCCCCGCCUGCAACUUCAGCUGGAGGACAGGACAACUGGGAGCAGGAUCAGGGGCCCAGAAGAGAAUAAACUGUCACUGGGUCUGUCAGGUCCUGAUAGCAGGAAUUCCAGCUCUACCUUCGACCCCUGCCUGGUGAGUCCCAUUCUACACGCUAUUAACCAACCCCACCUACAAUGUAGGUCACUACUAACAUCAAGGAAAAAAAUAAAUCAUUUUAGAAAAGUGACAGGUCUCAGAAUACCAACACACCUCAGAGAGCGAGGCUGUGGCCCAGAAGGGGAA